This is a messenger RNA of Mauremys mutica (yellowpond turtle), 1006 nucleotides long. RefSeq names its product cold-inducible RNA-binding protein-like. The transcript is spliced from 2 exons. NCBI's taxonomy places the organism in Eukaryota, Metazoa, Chordata, Testudines, Geoemydidae. Gene Ontology annotation, molecular function: RNA binding. The record is from RefSeq and is a predicted model, not a curated record. The coding region runs from base 1 to 612 and encodes 203 amino acids. Gene Ontology annotation, biological process: positive regulation of mRNA splicing, via spliceosome. Gene Ontology annotation, cellular component: spliceosomal complex.
AUGCAUGUGCGCAGUGAAGCUGUCUGGAAAGUCAAACCUCUGAGAGUUAAGGCCAGAUUAUGUGCAGUGAGACUGGGUGCCUUGGAUUCCACUAUUGUGGGAGAUGAAUGGGGAACUGCCCUGCAACUGAGUUUUGAUACCAAUGAACAGUCACUGGAGCAAGUCUUUUCCAAAUACGGACAGAUAUCUGAAGUGGUCGUGGUGAAAGACCGAGAGACCCAGCGGUCCAGAGGCUUUGGGUUUGUCACAUUUGAGAACAUAGAUGAUGCUAAAGAUGCAAUGAUGGCCAUGAAUGGAAAAUCUGUUGAUGGGCGUCAAAUUAGAGUUGACCAGGCAGGUAAAUCAUCCGAAAACAGAUCCCGUGGAUAUAGAGGGGGUUCAUCAGGUGGCAGAGGCUUUUUCCGUGGAGGCAGAGGUCGAGGGGGCCAUGGCUUCUCUAGAGGAGGUGGAGACAGAGGCUAUGGAGGAAGCAGAUUCGAUUCCAGAAGUGGUGGAUAUAAUGGGUCUAGAGACUACUAUAGCAGCAGCAGGAAUCAAGGUGGCUAUGGUGACAGGUCAUCAGGAGGGUCCUACAGAGACAACUAUGACAGUUACGCUACACAUAACGAGUAAAAAUCCUUCCUGACUCAAGAUCGUCCUUCCAAUGGCUGUAUUUAUAAAGAUUUUUGGAGCUUCGCUGAAAUCGUUAUUGUGUAGUACAUCUACUUGUAUUUUCACUUUUGUAGUAUUAUCAGUUCUGAUCUUGUCAAACACAGCCUGACAGCUUCUGAUAUAAGAUGGUCUGAUUAGACUUUUCUUUAAGAAAGCUCUGUUUCGAAGUGUUUUUAAUCUUUUUUGAAAGCACUACGGAUUUUAUUUUAUCCUCUGUGAUAAGCCAAGGUGUUUUUUUAAGAGUUGUGAAGUUGGGGCCCUAAUUCAGUUUUUUGAGAUAGAAAAGGACCUUUAAUUCAAUGUUCACUAGAAGCUGAACAAGCUGUGGACUUUAUAUUUUUUUUAAAAGUGCAUU